Molecule: messenger RNA, 1455 nt
Organism: Colletotrichum higginsianum IMI 349063
Lineage: Eukaryota; Fungi; Ascomycota; Sordariomycetes; Glomerellales; Glomerellaceae
Product: Cytochrome P450 82A2
Exons: 1
Coding region: 1-1455 (484 amino acids)
Source: RefSeq, a predicted model, not a curated record
AUGGCCAACCUCUGGACCCUAGGACCCCUGGAUGACAUAAUGCCCGACAUCGACAACUGUCAUGUCCUCUGCUUUCCGUGUCCGAAUCAUCACCAGCCGCGCACCGGCGCCGUACUCAGGCACGCCUAUGGACGUCUCGUCAAGGAAACCCCGGUUCUUGGCGGCUUCAUCUUGCCGUGCAACGAUGGAACCAGCCGCCCGGGAACGAAGACGCUGCAGGCACCCGACUCCAAACCCGAGCUCGAGGUCAAGAACGCCACAGAGGAGGUGAACCUGUCGUACCAAGAGCUGAAGGCGUUGGGGAUGCCGCGCCGGUAUCUCCCUCCGUCUUUGGUUAUGCCAUCAAGAGCCACGUCGGAUUCCGGCAACCGUCGGACGACGGCUGCGAGAGCAACUUUCGUCGACGGUGGCUGCUUCCUGGCAUUCAACACGUCGCAUGCCUUGAUGGACGGCACGAGUGUGAUCAAUGUCAUGGCUGCCUUGGCGAAGCACGCAGCCGACAUAUGCAUCGCGGCCAAUGACGACGAGGUCUUGCCCGACGCCAACACUGGCCCGGAACCAGGCUUGACGCCUCGUUUCGGUCCUACUACAUCAGAUCUCGAGACCUUGAACCCGAAUGUACCGUCGUCGAGAUACGACACACUGAAACGAAACCCCCGCUCGUGGCAGAUGCUUGGACUGGACUACCGCCCCAGAGAGGAAUCGAGCACUGUCCUGGCUGCCAAGUUGCCCCCCAUGGACCCGGUAACUCGGAUACUUUCUAUCAGCAACGACGGCAUCCAACGUCUGAAGGACAGGUGUUCCGCCGAAGCGGCGGCGAACGACCCCGCUCAGUGGGUAUCUACGGCAGACUCGCUGGCGGCCAUCCUUUGGACCAGUAUCGUCCGGGCUCGCACGCGGAACCCAGAGCAAAACGCAGGCGAGGCCACGCUGUCGACGCUCAUGACGGCAAUGGACGUGCGAAGGCUCCUCCAGCCUCCCAUCAGCUCGACCUACCUGGGCAACGGAGUCCUCUACACCAGGUCCGAGUCAACGACGCAGGAGCUGUCGGGCCCCCUGUCCUGGGGGUCCGUCGCCCAGCUCGUACGGGCGAGCCUCCGGGAGCACCAGAAGCCCGAGGUCAUGCGCGAGACCCUGGAGCUCGCGGCGUCCAUCCCCGACGUCAGCGCCCUGGGCCUGCUGUACCCGACGUGGCUCGCCAACGACAUCGUGCUGAGCUCCAUAUACGGCCUCGGCUUCUACGAGCUGAACUGGGGACGCACCUUUGGCGGGCAGGAGACGGCGGAUUUCUUCCGCUUCCCGCUCGGCAUCUUUGACGGCAUCUGCUUCGUCCUACCGCGCCGCAGAGAUGGGUCGGCCGAGAUACAGGUUACCAUGCACAAGGAGCACAUGCAAAACUUACUAGACGACGUCGAGUUUCGUAGUUUCUUCACGGACGUAGUUUCGGAAGAUUGA